AUGGCUGAUCCUCUUCCCCCUCUCUCUCAGGACUCAGCUCACAUCCAUUAUGUGGAGAGCAGAGCCUCCUCGCAGGCCUUCCAGUUCUUCGUGCCGAUUGGUGCUGGGGCCGGACUCCACCUGCCGUCAUCCAUGUUCAUUGGCCAGCCCAACGACAAGCGGGCCUCUCCCGAUCUCUCAGCAGACGAACAGCUGGCCUGUCGCUGGAGGAAGUGCCAUCUUCUCUUUGAGUCCCUGCAAGACCUUGUGGACCACGUCAACGACUUCCACGUCAAACCUGAAAAGGAUUCUGGGUAUUGCUGCCACUGGGACGGCUGCGCUCGCAGAGGGCGGGGCUUCAACGCUAGGUACAAGAUGCUUAUCCAUAUCCGUACACACACCAAUGAGAAGCCUCACCGCUGCCCCACCUGCAACAAGAGCUUCUCUCGCCUGGAGAACCUCAAGAUACACAACCGCUCACACACAGGUGAGAAGCCCUACAUCUGUCCAUACGAGGGCUGCAGCAAGCGCUACUCCAACUCCAGCGACCGCUUCAAGCACACGCGUACCCACUACGUGGACAAGCCCUACUACUGCAAGAUGGCCGGCUGCCUGAAGCGAUACACAGACCCUAGCUCUCUCCGUAAGCACAUCAAGGCCCACGGCCACUCUGUAGCCCAGGAGCAAGGCUGUCCGGGUGGGCUGAGCUCCCUGCUCAAGGUGGGUCCCCUGGGGGUGGGGAUGGGUGGAAGAGGGGUAGCUGGGGAGUCGGAGCUGAGCUACAUCAGUGGGGCCCAUAUCAUCAUCCCCAGCGCCGCUGCCGCUCUCCUGGGGGGCCACGCUCUGCAGGGCCUGGCGGGCUCCAUGCCUCUAUCCCCCCUCGCCCCCCGGCCCCUGGACCUGAGCACGCUGGGGGGGUGCCCCAGCUCCCCUUGCACCACCUCCAUCCUGUCUUUCAAUGGUUCUCCUCUGAGCCUGGCCACCAAGUCGUCCCUGGGGCACUCCCCGGCCUUCCCCUCUUCAGCCCUGGGGCUGGGGCCCACCAUGGUGCCCGUGUCCCUAGGAGGAUCCAUGGGGUCGUCCGCCUCAGAGCGCAGGGCCCACCACCACGGGUGUCACCACAAGGGGAAAAUUGGGGGUGGGGGGGAGGAGGGGAAGAACAAGCUUCAUCGUGGGGGGGUGCUGAACCUCUCCACGGGGGCCUCCCACGACCCCCUGUCCUGGGUGGUCAUCCCCUCCGGCACGGUUGUGCUUAAGCCAGCUGUUCUCCAUCUCAUGUGUAUGUAUUGA
Molecule: messenger RNA, 1269 nt
Organism: Oncorhynchus gorbuscha (pink salmon)
Lineage: Eukaryota; Metazoa; Chordata; Actinopteri; Salmoniformes; Salmonidae
Gene: glis2b
Product: GLIS family zinc finger 2b
Biological process (GO): smoothened signaling pathway; regulation of transcription by RNA polymerase II
Cellular component (GO): nucleus
Molecular function (GO): RNA polymerase II cis-regulatory region sequence-specific DNA binding; DNA-binding transcription factor activity, RNA polymerase II-specific
Source: RefSeq, a predicted model, not a curated record